UGCGCGUCUCCCGGCUAAAGCUUUACGAUACAGUGUCCGUCAGUUUACGACAGGUCGGAGUUGCUUUGUGGCUGUCAACUUUCCCCGGGGUCUGAAUUGGUCGGUGUAUUAUCUGUGGUGGCCGCUGCUACGACGGCGCAGAAAUGAGGCAGAAGAGGAAAGGGGAUCUCAGUCCUGCUGAGCUGAUGAUGCUGACGAUAGGAGAUGUUAUAAAACAACUGAUUGAAGCCCAUGAACAGGGGAGAGACAUUGAUCUCAAUAAGGUGAAAACCAAAACAGCUGCCAAAUAUGGCCUUUCAGCACAGCCCCGCUUGGUGGAUAUCAUUGCUGCAGUCCCACCUCAGUACCGAAAGGUCUUGGUCCCCAAGUUAAAGGCAAAACCCAUCAGGACUGCCAGUGGGAUUGCUGUUGUGGCUGUGAUGUGCAAACCCCAUAGAUGUCCGCACAUCAAUUUUACAGGAAAUAUAUGUGUAUAUUGCCCUGGUGGACCUGAUUCAGAUUUUGAGUAUUCAACUCAGUCUUACACUGGAUAUGAGCCAACCUCCAUGAGAGCUAUCCGUGCUAGAUAUGACCCUUUUCUACAGACGAGACACCGAAUAGAACAGUUAAAACAACUGGGUCACAGUGUGGAUAAAGUAGAGUUCAUUGUGAUGGGUGGAACAUUUAUGGCCCUUCCAGAAGAAUACAGAGAUUAUUUUAUUCGAAAUUUACAUGAUGCCUUAUCAGGACAUACUUCCAACAAUAUUUACGAGGCAGUCAAGUAUUCUGAGAGAAGCCACACAAAGUGUAUUGGAAUUACUAUUGAAACCAGACCAGAUUAUUGCAUGAAGCGGCAUUUAAGUGACAUGUUGACCUAUGGCUGCACAAGGCUAGAGAUUGGCGUGCAGAGUGUCUAUGAAGAUGUGGCCAGAGAUACGAACAGGGGUCACACCGUCAAGGCAGUGUGUGAGUCAUUUCACCUUGCCAAAGAUUCUGGUUUCAAAGUCGUGGCUCAUAUGAUGCCUGAUCUGCCAAAUGUGGGACUUGAAAGAGACAUUGAACAGUUUACAGAGUUUUUUGAGAACCCUGCUUUUCGUCCAGAUGGUUUGAAACUUUACCCUACCCUGGUGAUUCGUGGAACAGGACUUUAUGAGCUGUGGAAAUCAGGGAGAUAUAAGAGUUAUUCUCCUAGUGACCUGAUAGAAUUGGUGGCUCGGAUCCUAGCCCUUGUGCCUCCAUGGACUCGAGUGUACCGAGUACAGAGGGAUAUUCCGAUGCCCUUAGUCAGCUCAGGAGUAGAGCAUGGUAAUUUGAGAGAGCUGGCAUUUGCAAGAAUGAAAGACCUUGGGAUACAGUGUCGAGAUGUGAGAACCAGAGAAGUUGGAAUCCAAGAAAUUCAUCACAGAGUACGACCAUACCAGGUUGAAUUAGUAAGAAGAGAUUAUGUUGCAAAUGGUGGCUGGGAGACAUUCUUGUCAUAUGAAGAUCCAGAUCAAGACAUUUUGAUUGGCCUCCUCCGAUUGCGCAAGUGUUCAGAGGAAACCUUCCGUUUCGAAUUGGGUGGAGGUGUUUCCAUAGUCCGAGAACUGCAUGUGUAUGGUAGUGUAGUUCCUGUGAACAGUCGGGAUCCUACUAAAUUUCAGCAUCAGGGAUUUGGCAUGCUGCUGAUGGAGGAAGGAGAAAGAAUAGCUAGAGAAGAACAUGGAUCUGGGAAAAUAGCUGUUAUUUCAGGGGUUGGCACCAGGAAUUACUACAGAAAGAUUGGCUACAGAUUACAAGGGCCAUAUAUGGUGAAAAUGCUAAGAUAA
Messenger RNA from Orycteropus afer afer, 1787 nucleotides. RefSeq names its product elongator acetyltransferase complex subunit 3 (gene ELP3). Gene Ontology annotation, biological process: tRNA wobble base 5-methoxycarbonylmethyl-2-thiouridinylation. NCBI's taxonomy places the organism in Eukaryota, Metazoa, Chordata, Mammalia, Tubulidentata, Orycteropodidae. The record is from RefSeq and is a predicted model, not a curated record. Gene Ontology annotation, molecular function: acyltransferase activity, transferring groups other than amino-acyl groups; iron-sulfur cluster binding. Gene Ontology annotation, cellular component: nucleus; elongator holoenzyme complex; cytoplasm.